This is a messenger RNA of Solenopsis invicta (red fire ant), 1181 nucleotides long. Its product is annotated as E3 ubiquitin-protein ligase MARCHF3. Gene Ontology annotation, molecular function: ubiquitin-protein transferase activity; zinc ion binding. The transcript is spliced from 5 exons. The record is from RefSeq and is a predicted model, not a curated record. The coding region runs from base 1 to 852 and encodes 283 amino acids. Gene Ontology annotation, biological process: protein ubiquitination. Lineage: Eukaryota; Metazoa; Arthropoda; Insecta; Hymenoptera; Formicidae.
AUGGCAGACGGACGGUCGGUUAAGCUCGGCCAUCGGCCACCUGGCAGAAAUAGCAGCCAUGGAUACGGCCCCGCCGACUCGACAUUUCCUUCGAGCGUGUACGAGCGUAAGAGAAAUGAAGCAAUCGAGGGACGAUUGCACGAUAAAACAAUUUCAGACACGUGUGUUGCCUCUGGCGAUAUUUGUAGAAUCUGUCACAUGGGCGGACAUGCGUCCAUCGCGGACAACCAUCAGUCGUGCGACUUGGAAAAUCAGGACGAUCAGACAUCGACACCGUCGAACUUGGUCUCUCUCGGUCCUUUGAUCUCGGCUUGCAAGUGCCGAGGUACGGUGGCUUUGGUGCACGCAGAGUGCCUCGAGAGAUGGCUAACAGAGUCUGGACGCGCGAGAUGCGAACUCUGCGGCCACAAAUAUGCGAUCAGGAGGGUACGGCGUUACAGCCUCUUUCGUAGCGUCGUAAUAUGGUUUCGCACUGUAAUAGCAACUCGACAGAUGCUGCUCGACAUCGGGUAUUUGGUGAUGACCACGCCCGUGGCUGUAUUUUCCUGCUACGUGUGCGCCUUGGCCUUGAAAAUGUUACUGCGAAACGGCUUUUACGAGAUAUCCUGGAUGAUAGUCGCUAUGCUGCCAACCUGCUUAUUGACGCUGAUAGCUUACUGGCGCUGGAUAAUUACAUUAGGGAGAUUGCACGGCCACCGAUGGAGACGUUACUGGAGAAACAACUUCGUGGUUCGCUUGAUUCCCGAUAACGACGCCGAGAACAACAUCGAUCUGCAAAGAUCGAGCAGUCGUUUCGACGUGCUAGACGAUUUCGAGCAGUGGAGAAUCGAAGAGAUCGAGGAGCUGACAUGACUUUCAAUCAUGUCAAUCACGAGUCAGGAAUAACCUUUUAAUUACGUCAACCGUUCACUAUUUUUACAUCCACUCUCGUUGUCGGAAUACAACUGUACUACAUUUAAUUGCAUUUUAUUAACUCGACACAUCAAUUGAAACUCAUUGCCGCGUAACGAAGACGAUUCAGAGUUAAAUUAAGAUGCGCGCAGUCCGACCCGGAAUGCUUCCGGAAAUGCACGUGCUCGGAUUUUCAUAGUAUUAUUUUGAAUACUUUGUACUUUUUUUUUUAUUUUUGAUACUAGUGCUUGAUUAAAAUAAUUUGAAGAUCAUCAACGCCUUGACAUUUU